This is a messenger RNA of Nymphaea colorata (pocket water lily), 2821 nucleotides long. RefSeq names its product putative pentatricopeptide repeat-containing protein At3g01580. Gene Ontology annotation, biological process: RNA modification. The record is from RefSeq and is a predicted model, not a curated record. Bases 491 to 2662 code for a protein of 723 amino acids. NCBI's taxonomy places the organism in Eukaryota, Viridiplantae, Streptophyta, Magnoliopsida, Nymphaeales, Nymphaeaceae. The transcript has a single exon. Gene Ontology annotation, molecular function: RNA binding; protein binding.
CAAUACAUAUGUGGUAGAGGCAGCUUAUGAAACUCGCCAAGUUAAAAGAAAUCCCAAAUUGAAAACCUAGAAGGCAUCUCUUUGCAGCUAGAGAUGUAAACUAUUUGGAUUCUCACAUUCAAAUGCAUUGCAAAACCAGGUUCAGUCAAAUGCCAUAAAAAGAAGAAAGAAAUCAGAAUAUCAAAAACCAUAUUAUAACCACGCAUAUCCCUACCAUGCGGGAAAGUUUGUUGGUAGAGGAGGCUCUAAGAUUUAACAAUUAACAUUUCUUUUGGCAUUAAACUUUGUUCUUUUAAAAGGUUUAAGUCUAACCCUCCGGCUAGCCGGCCAGGUGAGAAACUCCAGCUAGCAAAAUGAUGCAGAAGUCUAGUGGUUACCGAAGUAUGCCUUUGGCUUUGAAGCCAAAGCAUUCCUGAAGAGAGUUACCUCCCUCUCUCUCUCAUGUGCAGUAGCAGCGGGAGGCCAAGAUGUACUCACCAGCCAUAAAGAGAUGCAAAGUGGGAAGACGUUGGCCAAACGAAUCCAGCACCAGAUUCACCGCCACCAUUUUGACGCCAUCGGUGAUUCCAGAUUCUCAUACCUCUUCCUGCAAGCAUGCAAGGACGGCAACUCUAUCCACCAACUGCACUCCCUGCUGCACAAGACCGGCCUUGUGGCUGGCAGCGACUUCUACAGGACCAAACUCGUCGCCCUCUACGGUAGCCUGGGGGAGAUGGAAUCCGCACGGAAGAUGUUCGAUGAAAAGCCUCAGAGAAAAGUCUACCUCUGGAACGCCAUGCUCAGAAGCUAUUGCAAAGAGAAACUGUGGGACGAAACACUGAAUCUGUUUUGGGAGAUGAAGAGGUUAGGCAUUGAGACGGACAACUACACAGUCCCCCUUGCUCUCAAAGCCUGUGGCGGAUUAUCGGCGCUCAAAAUUGCCAAGCAGAUUCAUGGCUCCAUUGUAGGUACUGUUAUGGAAGGAGAUAUGUUUGUGGGUGCAGCUCUGAUCGAUGUGUACUCGAAGUGUGAAGCCAUGGAGAACGCUUACCUAGUUUUUACGAGAUACCCACAACCGGAUGUUGUUCUUUGGACAUCCAUGGUCAGUGGGUACCAACAGAAUAACAGCGGAAAGGAGGCAGUGGAGUUCUUCUCUAGAAUGCUUUUAGCUGGAAUCUCGCCAGACACAAUUACUCUGAUUAGCGUCCUGUCAGCCUGUAACCAAUUGGGGAGUAUCCAGGGCGGAAGAUGUUGUCAUUGCUACAUAAUUAGACGGGGUCUUGAUUGGAACUUGUCACUGAGUAAUGCUCUUUUGCAUCUAUACUCAAAGUUGGGAGUCAUCGAUGUGGCUAGCAGGAUCUUCAAUAGAAUGCAGAACAGAGAUGUGAUAUCAUGGAGUUCUAUGAUUGGAGGCUACGUUCAGAACCAGCAGGCAGAAGAGGCGUUGGAUGCUUACAAGAAGAUGCUCAAUAGAGGCGUGGAGCCAAACCAUGUGACGGUUGUCAGUGCCCUGCAAGCCUGUGCUGCUGCUUGUGCUUUAGAAGAAGGCAAGAGAAUACACGAACUCACUGUCCGCAAAGGCUUUGAGAUGGAGACUUCUGUUUCCACUGCUCUUCUUGAUAUGUAUAUGAAGUGUUCACAUAUUGAUGAAGCUCUUGAACUUUUCUCUCGGAUGCCUAACAAGGAUGUUGUUGCUUGGGCUGCUCUGAUCAGUGGUUAUGCACUAAAUGGUCUUUCUGACAAGUCCCUGGGCGUCUUCCACGACAUGUUAUUGUCCAAUACUUUGCCUGACGCAGUUACCAUUGUAAAAGUUCUCUCGUCAUGUGCACAAUCGGGUAACUUGCAGCAGGCUUUGUGCCUUCAUGGUUACUUGAUUCGAAGUGGUUUUGACCAGAAGGUUUUUGUAGGCGCAUCUCUGAUAGAUUUGUACUCGAAAUGUGGCAGCUUAGCAAAUGCAGCUGAAGUGUUCCGUAAGUUAGAAGAAAAAGAUGUCGUUGCAUGGAGUUCCAUCAUUGCAGGCUACGGAAUUCAUGGACUUGGGUUCGAAGCUUUUCAGCUGUUUGAACAGAUGCUACAGACUGGACUGAAACCCAACCACAUAACCUUCAUCUCAGUCCUGUCCGCUUGCAGCCACGGGGGUCGGGUUGAUGAGGCAUGGAAGCUUUUCAAUAGCAUGGUUCAUGAACACAAGGUGAUCCCAAGGGCAGAGCACUAUGCGUGCAUGGUUGAUGUCCUUGGUCGCACUGGCCAAUUGGGCAAGGCCUUGGAGUUAAUCAACAACAUGCCUGUUGAAGCUAAUUCUCAACUGUGGGGUGCUUUACUUGGUGCAUGUAGAAUUCAUGGGGAUAUAGAUCUAGCAGAGCUCGCUGCUAGUAAGUUGUUCCAUUUAGAUCCCAACCACAGAGGCUAUUAUGUGCUUCUUUCUAAUAUAUAUGCAGAUGGAGCUAGAUGGGAUGGUGUGGCAAAUAUGAGAAUAAUGAUGAAGAGGAAAAAACUGACGCAGGUACCUGGUAUUAGUUCCAUAGAAGUUGGAAAUAAUGUCUAUUCUUUCUUGGCUGGAGAUCGGUUACACCAGGAAUCAAAGGAAAUUUACAACCUGGUAAAGAGAUUGGGAGUGAUGAUGAGGGAAGAAGGCUACAUACCUGAUGGCGAUUAUAUAUCAAGUGAGGGGGUUGAAUGCUGAGGCUCUGGACCUGUCGAAGCGUUACACACUAAUCCAUGGUUUUAGAGUUAAACUUCAUGUCUCACCUGUCUAGAUUGUCAAUUUGGCCCGUGAACUAUAAAUCAUGUUAAUCCGGAAAGGAUUGGUGAAAUUGAAAUGACUAACCUAAAUUCAAGAUGA